This is a messenger RNA of Plasmodium vivax (malaria parasite P. vivax), 2379 nucleotides long. Its product is annotated as protein kinase, putative. The coding region runs from base 1 to 2379 and encodes 792 amino acids. The record is from RefSeq and is a predicted model, not a curated record. The transcript has a single exon. Lineage: Eukaryota; Apicomplexa; Aconoidasida; Haemosporida; Plasmodiidae.
AUGCUGCAGUACUUCGUGGACAAGCUGUUCGGCGACCUGCCAGCGAACUUCAACUUCGUGAUAGGGAAAAGGCUGGAGUGCGGGAGUCCCCAAAACGGGGGGUACUACGAAAUGUACGAAGGGGUGAACAAGAACAACGAAGGGGUGAGUAUAUUUAUAUAUGGUAAGAAGGGGAAGGAAGGGAGUAGCGAGAGAAGGUACACAAGUAGGCAUUUGACCUUUUCUAAAAAAUUAAUUCAUCCAAAUAUUUUAAAAGUUUUAUAUACAUACGAGAGUGAUAGGAGGAUCUACAUAGUGACAGAAAAAUGUACCCCUUUGCACAUUGAGGGGGUAAAGAGUGACCCCCUAUGGGGUUUAUAUGAGAUUUUCAGCGCAGUGUACUUUGUGAGCAUGUGUAAUUACGUGCACUGUUUGGUGAAUCCUUUAAGUGUGUUUGUAAAUGAAAGGGGGAGGUGGAAAUUGUCUCUUUUUGAUUGUGUCCACGAGAAAGGGGAAAGUAUCCAUCACAUUUUGAGUGAUCUACAGGAGCAUAUAGUUUGCACGUACGGAUAUGCAAUUCCCAUUCCGAAUGGAGUUCAUGCCACAUGGGUAGAUGCACACGGGUUGGCCUUCCUAAUGGCUUGGUCGUACAGGAGUUACCUCGAGCAGACGAGUCAUUUUGGAGGUGAUCACCCAGGGGUUGCAUCCAUUAGGAGGAGUAGUCCCCCCCAUGACAGUGGCACAUUGGAAGCACAGAGAAGACACUAUUUAAAAACGCCAAUGUUGAAUGGGGAGGAUGCACACGAGGGGUUGUCACCCACAAAUGUGUUCGAAGUGGACCUCCAAAGAACCGCACAGGAAUGCAUACCGAAGAGAUUGCUGCCAUUGUAUAGUACCCUACUGAAGUGUAGUAAAAACGAAAUAAACUUCCUGCCCAUUUUAAAUGAUGAGAGUCUGAGGAGAGACAGCACCAUCAGCACCAUGCUAUUCCUGACGCAGAUACAUAUGAAGUCGAGGAGCGAAAAGGUGCACUUCCUGGAUAACCUCUUUUGUACACUAGAAAACAUCUCAGCAAGUGUAAAAACGGAGAAAAUUUUACCUGAACUUGUUCAGAAUGUUGAGGUCUCUGAGAGUAGGGUCACCUGUCUGAGGAUAGUCCUAACCAUUUCGAGAGAACUAACAGCGGAGCAGUUUGACCAGAUGGUUUUCCCGACUGUCUCCAAAUAUUUUUCUCUAAACGACAGAUCAGUCAGAUUCGUUUUGCUAGAAAGUUUCCAUCACAUAGAGAAGCACCUGAGCAGUACCCACAUGAACGAAAUGUGCAAUUCGUACCUCUAUGGAUUUUUGGAUAACAAUAAGUCCAUAAAAAAUGAAAGUAUAAAAAAAUUCAUUUAUGUGUUUCCAAAAUUGAAGCCAAAUUUUAAGUCUUCUUCUUUGAUGGCCCUGUUGGAAAAUUUAAGAGACUCCGAUUUUUGCGUUAAGACCAAUACGAUCAUUUGUGUGGCAAAAAUUGCGAAGCAUAUUUUGGAGGAUAAAGAGAAAAUUCUUGAAAAUGUCUACAGGGUUGGGUUGCAGGAGUCGUUUGUUCAAACUAGGUUGGCCACUAUCCAGGCUGUUAAAUUUACGUAUGACCAGUUCAGUGCGAAGAAGUACGCUUCGAAUGUUUUGCCCCUCCUGGUUAGGUCCCUCAUUGAUGAUUCUGUGGAGGUUCGCCUCGCAGCUUUUGACGCGAUGGACUCCGUUUGUGCGCAGCUGAGGGGGGAUUUGCUGGGGGGUAGCGGCAGCGGCAGCGGUCCACCGAUAGCAGGUGGCGCGCCAAAUGGGAACGACCCUUCCACUUCCCCAGUGGAGUCCCCCAAAGGUUACACUUUUAUGAGUAAGAUAAUGGGAAGCGGAUUGAGGGACCCCCAGGAGGGAACCCCCAAUUUGGGAAGCGGAUUGAGGGACACCCAGCAGGGCUCUCCCAAUGUGGGUGACUUCUCCGGGAGAGCUGUCCACACAGGUGCGACGGACAGCGAUCCACUUAGCACCUUUGUUUAUGGCAUGCCCCCCGUUGGAGGCGCACACAGCGCGACAGGAAGUAGAGCUCACCCGAGUGUGAAUUCCCAAACGGGGGUGUAUAACAGCGGGGAGAGGCACAUGGCCGCGUUCCAACAUCAGAGUUACAACCAAAGAGACAAUUUCAUUUUUGAGGAGGAAAUGAAAAAUUACCGCGACGGAGGGGGGUGGGGAGAUGGCGGGAUGGACAGCCUUUUUGACGCCAACCUCCAUUUGGGGGAGUCCUCCCAAAGAGCGGCCCAAAAUGCCGCCCAAACAAUCGACCUUGACAUGGAUGACUUCUUUAAGGAGUUCGACUUGAAAGGGGAUGGCAGUGCGAAGGUGAAGUUGAGUUCGUUGUAG